Messenger RNA from Stylonychia lemnae, 2172 nucleotides. The record is from the annotation of a GenBank genome assembly. Lineage: Eukaryota; Ciliophora; Spirotrichea; Sporadotrichida; Oxytrichidae.
AUGAACCCAAGUUUUCAAGAGUCUUUUGAAUAAAUAAACACGUAUAUUUCUAAAGGACCAGUAAGUCUUAACACAAAAGAAGAGAAUCCUCGCCUGAGCUUAAAAAGAACAAGAUAAGCUGAUGACGAUCGAGUGAAUAUUUAAAAUCUAGUGAAGUUUAGUUGCCCAUGUGGAAUGGAGAUAUCAGAACUGAAGGAGCUUUCACUGCAUUCCUCAGAUUGCAAACAGAUGGGAGAAAGAUAUGGAAGACUUUAUGAGCUGUGGAAGAAGUUAGUUGAUAAGGCAAUAGAGAAUGAUAGUCUGGAUGAGUGGAGGAAUUUAAGAGCUAUGUAUGAGCACUUUAGAGGGAAAUUUAUGGAUGGGAUAUAAAUGGUUAGGGAAAUAAAGAGAAGAAAGCUAAAUGGAAAUUCUAAUAAUAAUGAUAGCUAAUAAUAGUCACUCUAGAUGUUGAAACUUUAAUAAAAUGGGCAUUCGAAGUAAGCCAUAGAACCUGUAAGAGUAGCUUAAAUCAUAGACCUAGCUAUGGAGGAAGAAAAGAUUCCUGAAAUUAAAUAGAGCCUGGAAGAGUUCCAAUAAAAGAAAGCAGAAGAUAUGGGAUUUAAAUGCCUAGUAUGUCAAAAUAUCUUCAAAGAUGAUUAGCUAGAGGAAGUUAUAUAUCUUGACACUUGCUGCCAUUUGAUCUGCAAAAGCUGCUUGUCAUAAGCUAUAAAAGAUGAAUACCCCGAUGUAUAAUGCCCUUACCAAGAUUGUGAAGCUAAAAUUUAAGAAUUCGAAGUCAAAUAAAUUCUUGGUGAAAAAGAAUUUGAAGAACUCUAAGUGAAGAUUACAGCAAAAGCCUUAGAAAAUGAAGAGAACAUGGUAAGAUGUAAAUGUGGAAACAUCAUUGAGUUGAUUUAGGGUACUGCUUACUAAUUAAAAUAAGAUGAUGGAAAAAGAUUAUCAAAAUCAGCAGCCAAGCAUAUGGCUACCUACAGAGUAAGAUGCAAUGAAUGCGGUAUUAAUUUCUGCACCUCAUGCAAAGUUGAACCCUAUCACAUUGGUAAAAACUGUGCUUAAUAUGAAAAAGACUCAAAAGCAAAGAAGUGUAGAUUCUGUGGAGUAGCAUUAAAAACUGAUCGAUCUAACAUAUGUAGUAAAGCAUAGUGCAAGAAAACAGCUGUUGGAUGCUGCCGAAAAUUCUUGGAAUGCGGUCAUGCUUGCUAUGGAUAUGUCAAUGAAUAAAAAUGUGCCCCUUGUUUAAAUGAUCAAUGCGUUGCCAAAGAUGAAACAAUAACACUUGGUGAAAAUGCUGAUUCAUAUUGUUCAAUUUGCUAUGUGUAGGGUCUUGGGGAGAAGCCUUCAAUUUAAUUAGGGUGUAAACAUAUUUUCCACAUGGAUUGUAUCAGAACAAGAUUAGUCAAAAGAUGGGAUGGGCUUGCAAUCAGUCUUAAAUAUGCCUCAUGUCCCUAAUGCAAUCAAUGGAUAACAGCUCCAGGCCAUCCUUGGCUGGAGGAGAUGGUCUAAAAAGCUUAGGAUGUGGAGAUAAAGAUUUUAGAAAAGAGUGUCUUGAGAGCAAAACAUGAAGGAUUAGAUCUUGAUGAGAGACUAAAAGAUCCAAAUAGUGAAUACUUUAAUAAUCUUGAGAGAUUCGCAUUCGAUCACUUAAAUUAUUAUGAAUGCUUUGAGUGUAAAGAUCCCUAUUUUGGAGGACACAGACAGUGUGGAGGAGCAGGUGCUUAAGCGUAAUAAUAAUAAGACAAUAAUAAUGCUGAGGAGGCAAAGGAGGAAAUUUUAAGACCUGAAGAAGAAGAGAUGAAAGAAUAACUCUAACACAAAGCCGAACAGCUGAUUUGUCCGAAAUGCGUAAGCAACAUUUACAAGGCAGCUGAUAUAGGAAAUACAAAUUGCUAAAAGCAUGCAGAUGCCUUUAUUGAUUAUAAAUGUAGAUUUUGCUGCUCCUUAGCACUCUUCUUCUGCUUUGGAACCCAUCAUUUCUGUGAUCCUUGUCAUAGAAAGGCUUGGGAAAUGCGUAAUAAAACUGAAAAGGAUUUGGAUUAGUGUAAAGGCAAGGACACUUGUGCCUUGAAGAUUGAUCAUCCACCAAAUGGAAAUGAGUUUGCGUUAGGUUGUAGUCUUUGCAGAGAGCAACUAAUCAAUAAAAAGGAAGAUGAAUAGCCAAUAAUGGAGUUUUGA